CAUUUGCUUAUGUAAAAUCAUUGCCGGCCGCGUUGUCUUCAAUCCAAUGCAAGUGACCAUCAACGAACUUCAUUCCGAAAACCGAGUAACCAUCAUUGGGUGACGAGUCAAAUUUCAACUUGGAACUUGGAGCUAUACUUAAUUCAAUGUGUAAUCCUUGAACUCGCUCCAUACCACCAUGUCUUCCGACGAGAAUCCAGUAAGGAUUGGAUGGAAGAAAAAGAGACUAGGUAACGCUUGUGACGAAUGCAGAAAGAAGGUGACAGUGCGACUCGUAAUGGAAAACAGUGCACAAAUUGCGCUGCCUUUGCAAUAGAGUGCACGCACAGUGAACCUGUGAAAAAACGAGGGCCCAAGAGCGCCUAUGUAGAACAGCUUGAGAAACGUGUUAAAACAAUGGAGGAAAUGCUACGCAAGUUUGACGUCAAGGUCGAAGACCUGAAAGAUGGGCAACAACAGUCGUCCGCUCGCUCGAUCGGAAAUCAAGCUUCCACCUCAUCCGCGGCUCGGAGCAACUCCCCCAGUUACAAUGGAGUACCUUCGUCUAUUUCCUCCAACCCGGGCUAUCCCAGCCUUGCUACCGAAUCUCCACCUUCAGAUCGUCCCAAACAAGAGGAAGAAGAAGAAGACUUUGCCCAUGUGGCUCUCGCAGAUCAUCUCAGCAAGCUUUCCUUGAACACCGUGCAGCGACGUUUCUUUGGUCCAUCCAGUGCAUUUAUGAUCAUGAAAAGUGCGCACAGAGUCAAAGAGGAGACGCUAGGCCACCACACGCAUCCGUUCAAACGACCACAGUAUUGGGGAAUGCAAGCAUGGGAAACUGAGUCUUCAGAGCGCGAAAAGCCAGUGUAUAUCUUCCCCGAACCCGAUCUCAUGGUCUCGUUGAUUUCUCUCUAUUUUGCGGAAGUCAACAUAUUUCUUCCCAUUCUCCAUGCACCUAGUUUCAACCAAUGUGUGGCGCAAGGUCUUCACUUUCAUGAUCACGAUUUUGGGACCACGCUCCUCCUGGUUUGUGCAGUAGCAUCGCGCUAUUCUAACGAUCCUAGGGUGUUUGCCGAUCCUACAUCGCAACUUUCAUGCGGUUGGCGUUACUUCGAGCAGGUGCAAAUGAUGCGACGAUCCGUUAUUGAAGUUGCUACUGUCUAUGAACUUCAAUUUUAUUGCUUGGCAACAAUUUAUAUGUUUGGCACGUCGAGUCCGUCAUCUUCGUGGGUUCUCUGCGCCGCAGGUAUUAGGUUUGCUGAAGAAUUGGGUGUCCAUCGACGGCAACCGGAAGGCUACAAAUGGACUUCUCUAGACGAACAGAAGAGGCGCGCUUUUUGGGUUCUAGUCUCGUUAGAUAGGUUGACAAGCGGCUUUUUUGGUCGACCAUCUGCUAUUCGAGAUGAAGAUUUCGAUUGUGAUUUACCACUCGAAUGCGAUGACGAGUACUGGGAGAACCCUCAAUAUCCAGAAUCAUCUUUCAAGCAGCCUGCGGAUAAACCCUCCAUUAUUUCGUGCUUCAAUUCCCACUUGAGACUUUGCGAAAUACUUGCGUUUGCAUUGCGGACGUUGUACUCCACGAAGAAGUCCAAAUUAUUAUUAGGUCUAGUUGGGGAAGAAUGGGAACAGAAGAUUCUUCGGGAACUAGACUCUGCAUUGAAUAAGUGGUUCAUGACAGUACCGGAGCAUUUGCGAUGGAAUCCUAUGCAACCAAAUCCGGUCUUUUUCCGACAGUCUGUCUUUCUCUAUACGAUGUACUAUAAUGUACAAAUCCAGUCGCAUCGACCUUUCCUCCAGAAGGCCUCGCAAGCUUCCUUCCAUUCGCUUGCAAUAUGUACGAAUGCCGCAAGGUUCACCAUCCAUAUCUUGGAUGCGCAUGUCUCGCGUGGCAUCAUAGGAUUACCUCAAAUAUUAUAUGGGGCGUUUAUCUCAGCUAUGGUAAUUGUGCUGAAUCUAUGGGGAAGUAAACGUGCGGGCAUCAUGAUAGAUCAUGAGAGAGAGAUAGAGAAUGCAAGAAUAAUCAUGAACAUGCUCCAUGAUUGUGACCGGCGCUGGAAUAUUGCUGGGCGAUUUUGGGACAUGCUUUCUGAGCUUGUGAAUGACUUCAAUGUCAUUGAUCAUUACCGACCUUCAAACAAACGUGCUCGUAACGCCAACGAGCCUAUCAAUAAAUUGCCAUCGUCAGCUCAACAGGCUCAACAGGCUCAAGUGCCAUUCUCCCGAUCACAAACAACCACCUAUCAAUCUCAAUCUCAAUCUCAACCUGCCCAACCCUACCCCACACGUUCAACCCGGCUUGAUGAACAAGUUUCAGCUGAUCUACAGCUUGCAUCACAGUUGCUCUACGGUUGGAGAUCGACUGGUGAGAGUCCGCCAGCCUGGACAAACCAGCAAACCGCGGAAUCACUGUCUACUAUCGAUAAGAAGACGGUAACAUAUCUUGAACAGAUUUUCGGUAGGAUCGAUAAUUUCCACAACGAUCCUGGAGUCGCGUAUAAAGAUGCGGAUCAGGGUAUAUAUCAAGAUCCCAAUCAGGAUUACUAUUCUUCCCAACUCCAGCCUGGGUAUCAGGGAGAAGCUCUAGCCAUGAGCGGAGUCAAUCAUGCUGCAGAUUUUGAGUCAUCCACUGCAAGUGGCUUUGACUUUGACGCCUGGAGUCACUACGUUGAAAGUAUGGGUCUUUCGACCAUUGCAGUUGGGGCGUCCUAUCAAUGAAGCAAUUAGUUGUCGACGUCAUUAUACCGUAGAUUUUUGUGUAUCAUUCGGGAGCUGUAUUCUUAUGCCUCACUUUAUUUAUACUCAGCAUACUAAGCAUACUUAUCUGUCAAUUUAUCUAUCUAAUUCCCAGACGUACGACGGGUAUGUGCUAACUCCUAGGGAUAUACGAAUGUAUAUAUAUCUUGUGAUUUUCCCCGGUAAUGUAUUUUGAGAUAUUGAUCAAUGAC
Molecule: messenger RNA, 2924 nt
Organism: Lentinula edodes (shiitake mushroom)
Lineage: Eukaryota; Fungi; Basidiomycota; Agaricomycetes; Agaricales; Omphalotaceae
Product: fungal-specific transcription factor domain-containing protein
Exons: 20
Coding region: 247-2694 (815 amino acids)
Biological process (GO): DNA-templated transcription; regulation of DNA-templated transcription
Molecular function (GO): DNA-binding transcription factor activity, RNA polymerase II-specific; DNA binding; zinc ion binding
Source: RefSeq, a predicted model, not a curated record